This is a messenger RNA of Manihot esculenta (cassava), 1255 nucleotides long. Its product is annotated as superoxide dismutase [Fe] 3, chloroplastic. Gene Ontology annotation, cellular component: chloroplast nucleoid. The record is from RefSeq and is a predicted model, not a curated record. Lineage: Eukaryota; Viridiplantae; Streptophyta; Magnoliopsida; Malpighiales; Euphorbiaceae. Gene Ontology annotation, biological process: superoxide metabolic process. Gene Ontology annotation, molecular function: metal ion binding; superoxide dismutase activity. Bases 116 to 952 code for a protein of 278 amino acids. The transcript is spliced from 8 exons.
UGUAUAGAAACGCUGGAAAGGGACGAGUAUCAUCCCUCUCGUUUGAGCACUUCUGGUUGGGGCCGAGGAUAAGUGGGAAUUGCAGAACAUUCGAGUGCGAGAGAGAGAUAGAGAGAUGAGCUGGUGUUGUACUUAUAGUCUUCUCCCUCCAAGUACUCGUCUGCAAGUGACAGACUUAUCUUGUUCUUGGCAAUUGAAGAAUGCCCACCAAAUGCUUCCUUCUCUGGGAAAGAAGCCCGAGAAGCAGAAGAAGAACAAAAUGAAGCAAUUCUAUGGAUUCCAAACCCCUUCAACAAUUGUCGCUUACUAUGGAUUGAAGACACCUCCUUAUAAACUCGAUGCUUUAGAACCAUACAUGAGUAAGAGAACGUUGGAGAUGCAUUGGGGAGCACAUCAUCGUGCCUAUGUGGAAGGAUUGAAUAAACAGCUAGCAAAUGAUGAUAUAUUAUAUGGUUAUACUAUGGAUGAACUUGUCAAAGUAACAUAUAACAAUGGGAACCCCUUACCUGAAUUCAACAAUGCUGCGCAGGUCUGGAAUCAUGACUUUUUUUGGGAAUCCAUGCAACCAGGAGGUGGGGGAAUGGCUGAACUUGGGGUACUUCAGCAGAUUGAAAAGGAUUUUGGUUCCUUUACACAUUUCAAAGAGAAGUUUAUAGAAUCAGCUUUUACUCUUUUUGGCUCUGGUUGGGUUUGGCUUGUCUUGAAGAGAGAAGAAAAACGACUUGCAAUUGUUAAAACAUCGAAUGCCAUCACUCCACUUGUAUGGGAUGAUAUUCCCAUCAUCUGUUUAGAUAUGUGGGAGCAUGCUUAUUAUCUGGAUUACAAGAAUGACAGAGAGAAGUACGUGAAUGCAUUCAUGGAUCAUCUCGUCUCAUGGAACUCAGCGAUGGCUCGUAUGGCACGAGCAGAAGCCUUUGUUAAUUUAGGAGAACCGAAAAUUCCUAUUGCUUGAAAUAUUUUUGGCAUGAAAAAUCCAUGAUUAAAUUAGUUAUUCUGUAGAAAGGCUUCUGAGAGAUAAUGGUCAGACAUCAACCAGUGGAGACCAUUAAGAGAGAAGUUGUGCUCUAAAAUGAGCUAAUGCUUUUUUGUAGUCCCUAGUUUAGUUUUUGUUGUACGGCGAAAGUUGAUCCCCUGAUGUAAUAUGGGACCAACCGAAAUGGGUCUCAUUAAAGAUUGAGUUGUUUAGAUUGUAGUUAAUGUACCACUAUUUCGAAAAUCAAUGGUCAAUUUUCAGAAUUCAGCUUUUAGAUUUUCA